AUGUUUGUUCGCAAUGCUUUGACUGGUUCUGUAAAAAAAACGGCUCUCUUCCGAUGCCUACACAGCGGACAAUCGCUUUUCAAAGCCGAAGUGUUUGCAAUGCCAGCUAUGUCCCCUACAAUGGAAAAAGGUGGGAUUGUGGAAUGGAAAUUCAAAGUUGGAGAGUCCUUUUCUGCUGGUGACGUUCUGCUGGAAGUGGAGACCGAUAAGUCUCAAAUCGACGUGGAGGCCCAGGAUGACGGGAAGCUAGCAAAGAUUAUGAUCGAUGAUGGAGCCAAAGAUGUGAAGGUUGGUGAGCCCAUUGCUUAUUUGGCAGAGCCCGAGGAUGACUUGGCUACUUUGGAAUUUCCUACCGAAAGCGCUCCCAAGCAAGCAAAACCACAGGAAACCGCUGAACCUAAAGCGUCUUCGAAGACUCCCGUAAACGACGACUCCAAGCAAAAGAGCGAAAGUCGCGCUGCCAACAGCGGUUCGUCUUCAUCUGGGAAAGCCAAUGCUUCUCAAGUGCUGCUCCCAUCGGUGCAGAUUCUACUGCACGAAAAUGGAAUAUCUAAUGAACAGGCUUUGAGCAGCAUCCCUGCGUCCGGUCCCAAGGGCAGAAUUCUCAAAGGUGACGUUUUGUCGCAUCUAGGUAAAAUUUCUGAGGGCUCGGUCACCAAACUUACGAAAUACAUUCAAAAAUUCGAAAAACUAGACCUCUCCAACAUAGAAUUGAAGCAACCAGAACCACAACAAAAGCCUAAGGAAAAUGCCCCUGCAAAGCCACAACCUGUGGUGCUUUCGGAGCAAAUUCAUUUCAAGACGGCUCCUGACGUCAACACGGAGCAACUUCUACGGUCGUUGAAAGCUUAUAUCAACGAGGCCAAAUAUUUAUCGCAUGAACAACCUGUUGCCAAUGCAAAUUCGGUACAUUACGAUUCUUUGUUUGAGGAAUUAAUCACUCCUGAACCAAGACAGCAAAGAUUCCAAGUUUCGUAUGAUGUCGUUCCCCUAUCGACCGGAGAAUUGAUCUCCCAACAGCAAGACGAUAUUUUUGACCUUCUAGCGGGCUCUUCUACCAGAGCGAAAGUAGAGCAUGAAAUCGCUUCAAGUAACGAGUUUUUGAUAAACUUGGACGUUAAAGUUAGCGAUGAAUUUGCGGAUGCUAAGGUGAAGGCUCAAAGGUUUGUGGAUUACGUUAAGGACUUAGAGAUUUCUUUAGAGAAGUAG
Molecule: messenger RNA, 1209 nt
Organism: Lachancea lanzarotensis
Lineage: Eukaryota; Fungi; Ascomycota; Saccharomycetes; Saccharomycetales; Saccharomycetaceae
Gene: PDX1
Product: LALA0S06e00716g1_1
Exons: 1
Coding region: 1-1209 (402 amino acids)
Biological process (GO): pyruvate decarboxylation to acetyl-CoA
Cellular component (GO): pyruvate dehydrogenase complex
Molecular function (GO): dihydrolipoyllysine-residue acetyltransferase activity
Source: RefSeq, a predicted model, not a curated record